Molecule: messenger RNA, 2772 nt
Organism: Orcinus orca (killer whale)
Lineage: Eukaryota; Metazoa; Chordata; Mammalia; Artiodactyla; Delphinidae
Gene: AIDA
Product: axin interactor, dorsalization associated
Exons: 11
Coding region: 229-1218 (329 amino acids)
Biological process (GO): determination of ventral identity
Cellular component (GO): membrane
Molecular function (GO): phosphatidylinositol binding
Source: RefSeq, a predicted model, not a curated record
CACGAGGCGGGGCCUCGGGGGCGGAGCCUCGGCGGGGCGGCCGCUUCAGAGCCGCAAAGUUUGGCUGUGGCGGCAAAUGGGCUUGGGCGGCUCCUUGGCGGGUGGUGGCGGUGGCCGUAGCGGUUCCUUUUGGCCCUGUUAAUGUCGGGGCCAGGCCCGGGGAGGAUGGCGCCCUAGAGCCCGGCCUUGCUGGGGUAGGGGCGGGAGGGGACGGGGUGGGGACCGGCCAUGUCGGAAGUGACCCGAAGUCUGCUGCAGCGCUGGGGCGCCAGUUUUAGGAGAGGCGCCGACUUCGACUCUUGGGGCCAGCUGGUGGAGGCGAUAGACGAGUAUCAGAUAUUAGCAAGACACCUACAAAAAGAGGCCCAAGCUCAACACAAUAAUUCUGAGUUUACAGAAGAACAAAAGAAAACCAUAGGCAAAAUUGCAACAUGCUUGGAAUUACGAAGUGCAGCUUUACAGUCCACACAGUCCCAAGAAGAAUUUAAACUGGAGGAUCUGAAGAAGCUAGAACCAAUCCUAAAGAAUAUUCUUACAUAUAAUAAAGAAUUCCCAUUUGAUGUUCAGCCUGUCCCCUUAAGAAGAAUUUUAGCACCUGGUGAAGAAGAGAAUUUGGAAUUUGAAGAAGAUGAAGAAGAGGGUGGUGCUGGAGCAGGGUCUCCUGAUGCCUUUCCUGCUAGAGUUCCCGGUACUUUAUUACCAAGGUUGCCAUCAGAACCAGGAAUGACAUUACUCACUAUCAGAAUUGAGAAAAUUGGCCUGAAAGAUGCUGGGCAAUGCAUUGAUCCCUAUAUCACAGUUAGUGUAAAAGAUCUGAAUGGCAUAGAUUUAACUCCUGUGCAGGAUACUCCCGUGGCUUCAAGAAAAGAAGAUACGUAUGUUCAUUUUAAUGUGGACAUUGAGCUCCAGAAGCAUGUUGAAAAAUUAACCAAAGCGCUCCGUUUGGACCCAGGUGCCAGGGCUGCGCACACAUUUCUGAACAUUGUUAAACUUCUGGUCACUUGUGCAGCUAUUUUCUUUGAAUUCAAACACUACAAGCCUAAAAAAAGGUUUACCAGCACCAAGUGUUUUGCUUUCAUGGAGAUGGAUGAAAUUAAACCUGGGCCAAUUGUAAUAGAACUAUACAAGAAACCCACUGACUUUAAAAGAAAGAAAUUGCAGUUAUUGACCAAGAAACCACUUUAUCUUCAUCUGCAUCAAACUUUGCACAAGGAAUGAUCCUGACAUGAAUACCCUGGAACUUCUGUGAAUCUUACCACUCAGUAGAAACCAUCCUAGCUCUGUGUAGCACAUUCGCCCUUCAACAGGCAGGAAGCAAGCCGUACCCAGGCCAGCAGGCCAGAGUGAGUCCAUUACACAGCUGUAGCACAGAAUUCAAAGUCCAGCACGUCACUGAUGGAAAAGACUCCUUUGGAUACAGGCUUAAUUGUAGAUCUUAAAACAUUUUCACUUUUCUAUUAAUUGUGCAAUGAAUAGCCUCUUUUCUAAUUUGCCACUAUUCCUGCCCUGCUUCCUGGAACGACACUGUUGUGGGUGGAAUGUGCUCACCUUCACACUUAAUACAGCAAUAAGAGUGUGCUAGAGUUUACACACCUGUCCACUUCUGCUCCAAUAUGCUCUUCGGUUUUUUUGAGUUAAUGUCAAACUUUGGGUUGAUGUGGGUAGGACAGUAUGAAACUGCUUUGAGAGGAAUUGGACCAAUUAUGCUGCCCAAGGUCAGUCUGGAAAUUUAUAGGCUGCUCCUCAGAGACGGCCUUGAUUCACCCUGAUCUCAUGGUUCUCCUGCUUAGGAAUAGUGUGCCUUGGCCAAAUCAGUAUCCCGUAUGGGCGUGUUCGCAGGUGGUAGCUGUGAUUUUUCCAGAUGACCGGAUCGUUUUUCUGAAAGUGAGCAUAUUUUUAGUCAUGUUGAUUAGCUUUUUUCUACAUCACAUCGUUACUCUUUCUGAUAGUGAUUCUGGAGUUAGUGAUGGAACCAUCUCAGAAUAAUUACAAAUUCUUGGUGGGUUUAUAAUGUCUUCUAAAUCGUGUAAUCUAAAAAUAAUUUGAGUCAGAUGCUAACAAGAUACCGCAGGAAUAACUGCUGUUUUUCUGACAACUGAUUGUGAAACCUUAAAACCUGCAUACCUCUUCUUGUAGUGAUGAGUAUGCAAAUCUGGAGAUAUUCUAUUUUUUUUUUAUAUAGGUAGAUAGGAUUGCCAUUUAUUUCCUAUGUAGAUAUACUGACAUUCAUCCAUAUGGAAAUAUUGCAGGUCAUUAGCUUUUUAUAAUUUGACUAUUUACAUUCUUUUGACUUAAUAAUGGGGCAUAAAUAAAACUUUCAUAGAACACACAAGGUGGAUAUUUGAUACACAGAACAUUUAAGAUUUGGGGUGGGCAUUCUCUGGGUUAGGUGUGGAGCCCACAUAUUUAAUAUUCACUAUUUUAAAUGACCAAUGCUAGCAUGAGGGGAACGCAGUGCCAGUACUUGGCCUACUUUUAAACUCGUGUAAUAAGCCUAGUCAAUACCGUUCAGUAUGUUUGCUUUUUAAAAUAAGUAACCACAAUUAAGUUCUAGCCCUUGCACUUCAAGAGAUCUAGUCUCCACUUUCAGUUGUCUGUUAGGUCAGUUCUGUUUACUAUGAUGGAUGUUAAAAAACUAUAUGAGCCUGAAGAACUCUCAACCCAAUUUAGUCUUGCUUCCCUCUUGAUUAGUUCAAUUCCAGAUGAUUCCAUCCACAGUAGCUUGAGGGGAUGAGGAAUUUGCCUUAAUAAAUUACUUUGUUGUUCACUCAA